Messenger RNA from Triticum aestivum (bread wheat), 714 nucleotides. RefSeq lists its product as uncharacterized. Bases 139 to 477 code for a protein of 112 amino acids. Lineage: Eukaryota; Viridiplantae; Streptophyta; Magnoliopsida; Poales; Poaceae. The record is from RefSeq and is a predicted model, not a curated record. The transcript is spliced from 4 exons.
GGUUGCAUGGCACCAAUGGUCGGCUCCUUAUCCAGAAUCACGCGUCGGGAAAGGAGGUUCGAGUACUGCUUCUUCUUGGGACGCCACAUCCAUCGAGCUCUUACCCCAUCACCGCUGCCAUCCAUGGAGCUCUGACCUAUGGCCAACAAUUCGUCAUGGUGCACGAAAGACCCAGCGUGUGGUGUGCAUGUGGAAUUCUUCUUCACACUCAAACACAGGUUAUGGAGCUGGAGUCAGUUUUCUAGUGAUGGACUAGGAUUGAAGCUACUCGACGAGGCACAAACAUGCUACUAUCUUGCUAGGCUGUGGUCUUCAGUUCAUGUCGUGGCUGGGUUGUUGCCAGUUACUUCAACUAAGCCUGUUCGGACUCUCUCCGCUCUCCAACUCCACGCCGGAGCGGAGCAACAUCUAGUUCUAAUUUGGGGAGUGGCUGAAAAGGUGCUCCACGUGCUCUGCUCCAAACAGGGCCUUAGUUGAUGAUGUGAUUGGAUUCCAUAUGAUUUUAAAAUGAUCUGGAGAUUGCUUAUCUGGCUCAACACCAACACUUGAUCAGAGAUGGACAUCUUCAAUGAUCCAAUGCUUUUGCUUAUCUGACUUUUGUUGGUGCUUUUAUUCUGAAAUCUAAACUACUGCUUUUAUCCGUCGUUAAAUUCAUAUUAUACUUGAUGUAGACUGUUUGUUAUAUGAAGUGCUAGCCUACAUGUACUUGGUCAA